Molecule: messenger RNA, 1002 nt
Organism: Penicillium waksmanii
Lineage: Eukaryota; Fungi; Ascomycota; Eurotiomycetes; Eurotiales; Aspergillaceae
Exons: 1
Coding region: 1-1002 (333 amino acids)
Source: RefSeq, a predicted model, not a curated record
AUGGGAGAGUCACAGUCGCAGUCUCUGCCACAGUCACUGCCGCAGCGACCUGAGAAGAGGCGCUCCUCGCCCUCACACUCCAGUGAAGCCUCGUCCGCGGUCGCGUCCAACUCCGGAGCUGUUCCGGAACGGGUGGGAAAGGAGGACGUCAUGAUCACUUUGUCGCUCUCUCCCGAACCACCAGCACCCCCCCGGGCCCGAUCUCCUUUGACCCGAUUGCAUUCACGCUCCCGGUCACUGGUGGGAAUUCCCGGCAUGCCAUCGAUGACGCGCGCCUACUCGUCCCCAGGACUGGACUCCCGAGGCCGAUAUAUCUUCGUCAAUGGCCGCGGUUUGCCCGCGCAUCCUCCCGUCGACGGCGUCAAACGGCCCAUGCCUCUGCAGAUGCGCGCGGACGAUCAUAUCGAGACCCGUCUGGGCUCGCUCAACAUAUCGGAGACUAUCUCGGAGAAUGCAGAACUCCACACUACCCCAAGAUCGCCAUCCUCCCAUACCAACGGCUCUCCCGUCUUGAUGCCGCAGGCAUUCCCCCGCAUCGGUCGUAUGCGCUCAACAUCGCCCCUCCAUUUCCAAAACCCCGUGAGCAGUCCGCCCCCGAUUCAUACCUCGCCUCUCCUCGGCGGCAAAUACAACGAAUCCUACCCCAUCCACUCUUCCUCGUCCACCUCCUCUGUGCCCUCGACUCCCACCAGUCUCCGCUCCCGAAGCCCCAGUAUCUCGUCACUGGAAACAAUUCCCGAUAUCCCUGAUGCAGAAGCAGAGGCUCUCGAGGAUGAGGAUCGCAUUGCGGAGCUCAAAGCCGCCGCCGACGCGGCCGAUGCGGCAAGCAACGCCAACCGCCGGCGCGGUACCUCCGAUGCCUCAAGUCCAUCCAGUUCUUUUGGCGUGGUCCGGGGUGGUUCCAGCGCAUAUGCCCCACGCAGUGAUAAGCGGAAGCGAUGGAGUGUCUGUGGUGCCGAGCGUCGCCAGGAUCUUGAUUUAGAGACCAUCUGGGAAGACUGA